Coregonus clupeaformis (lake whitefish) is the source of this 2799-nucleotide messenger RNA. Its product is annotated as haloacid dehalogenase-like hydrolase domain-containing 5. The record is from RefSeq and is a predicted model, not a curated record. The transcript is spliced from 8 exons. The coding region runs from base 448 to 1599 and encodes 383 amino acids. Gene Ontology annotation, biological process: glycerophospholipid biosynthetic process. NCBI's taxonomy places the organism in Eukaryota, Metazoa, Chordata, Actinopteri, Salmoniformes, Salmonidae. Gene Ontology annotation, cellular component: mitochondrion.
UAAGAUCCCUCCUGAUGUGUUCUCCAACCUCAUAAAACAUUUUAGAAAAAGGCUCAGUGUCGUUAUCCUCACAAGAGGAGGAUGCUGGAUUGAAAACAGGGGAUCCAAUCAUUUUGAUCACUAUCUUUUAGAGUUUAAAAAAAAUCUCUUUCUCUGAGCAAUUGUAUUAGUAUAAAAUAUGUUACAUUUUUUGGCACAUACAAUAUAGCUCAGUAUUUUUAUUAUUUAUUUAUACAGCAUUUUCUUUGCUCAUCUUUAUCAAGGGAUCCAAUAAUUCUGGACGCCACUGUAUGAUGCUUAUUUUCUCUGUAUGUGAGCUGCCUGCACAAUUCACAUUUCCUUCCACUUCUACCUUGAGACUGUUGUAGCCUGAUCCACACCAUAGCGAAACAGAACCCACGCUUUGGCCUGCUGUUUGACAUUGAUGGCGUGCUUGUCCGGGGAAAGAUGCCCAUCCCUGCUGCAAAAAAGGCCUUCCAAAAACUGGUCAACUCUCAGGGACAAUUUGUGGUGCCAGUUGUUUUUGUUACCAAUGCAGGGAAUUGCAUGCGGCAGACGAAAGCGGACCAGCUCUCUCACAUCCUGGGAGUGCCUAUCACUAUGGACCAGGUGAUGAUGUCACACAGUCCACUGAGGAUGUUCAAGAAGUACCAUGACAAGUGCGUUCUGGUGUCAGGACAAGGACCCGUUCUAGAUAUUGCCAAAAACUUGGGCUUCCAGAAUGUGGUCAGUAUCGACAUGUUGAGAGAGUCAUUUCCUCUUCUGGACAUGGUGGACCACAACAGACGACCCAAAGUGCCAUCCAGUCAAAUUGCCAACCUUCCCACAGUAGAAGCUGUUAUUCUGUUUGGGGAGCCCAUCCGAUGGGAGACCAACCUCCAGCUGAUAAUUGAUAUCCUGUUGACCAAUGGGAACCUAAGCGGAGCCCACCAGAGCCAGAAGCUGCCCCAUCUCCCCCUGCUGGCCUGCAACAUGGACCUCAUGUGGAUGGCCGAGGCCCAGUCUCCACGGUUUGGUCAUGGGACGUUCCUGGUGUGCCUGGAGAACAUCUAUAAGAAAAUAACAGGUAAAGAGGUGAAGUACAAGGCUCUGAUGGGGAAGCCCAGUGAACUGACCUACCACUUUGCUGAGUACCUUAUCAGAGGCCAGGCUGUGGAGAGAAACUGGACACAGCCCAUCACCUCCCUCUAUGCUAUUGGGGAUAACCUGAUGACUGAUAUCUAUGGGGCCAACCUCUAUAACCGCUACCUGGAGGAGAGGACAAGGAGGAAGAACUCCAAAGCUGUCGCCAAGAUGGCCACCGGCACGGGCGCCAACGCAGCCCUGCCCCAGGUCAACGACCACGUAGAGAACGCCUGGGAGAGCGAGCUGGCACCCCCCUCUGCCACCUCCUGCAAGUCCAUCCUGGUAUGCACUGGGGUGUACAACCCCCACACAGAGGUGCCCACCGACACCAACCAGUCCAUCAAGGAGACUGUGUUCCACGGGCACCGUGACUUCCGCUUUGACCCGGCGCUGGUGGAGCCCGGGCACAUCGUGCAGGACGUGGCUGAUGCUGUGGAGCUCAUCUUUGAGCAGGAGAAGUUUGUGCCUCAGUAAAGUUCUCAGAUUGGUGUCGUCAUGGAGACCUUAGUAUAAAUCUCGGUUGGUCUAUGCCAGCCAUAGAAUUAGAAUUGAUUCUAUUCUAAUUCUAUGGUUCUGCCUUUAAAAGGAGGAGGUGCUCAAAUGAUACAGAGCAGAUCCAACCAACUGACCAAUAUCCAUCUGUCCAGUGUUGUGCAGAUUUGUUUUGCAUGGUACGAUGGAAAUGGAGAUUCCCUUGGUUUUUAGCUGGGAAAUACCACACACUGAGUUACUUUGGACAGUGUUUAAAACUUGUCAGGGCAUUGAAGGUUCUUAAUAGAGGUCAUAUUCAAACACAUAACGGUGUAAAGUACUGUAGUGAGAUUGAACUCUUAUUCCUUCUGUUGUAUUGUUUUAUAGUGGGUUUAAAACUACUCAAGUUCAGCACAAUUACCCGCUUUUAAGUAAUGGCAAUUUAUUUUAAUAAAAGCCUUAUUUAAUAGUAUUAUACUGGACGUAUUUUCUUAGUUGUGAUUAUGUAUAAAGAUUAUGACAGUAUUUUAAAUGGUUCAUCUGAUUUAAGUCGUCUUAUAUAUCUUUACGACUACAAUAAGUGAUCAAUAUUUUUAUGAAGUCUAUGUAUAGAUUCCCUCACAAACUGACCAUAUUAUGGUCUACCAUACAUUUUGUCUGUUACAUCUAUGCAUGCAUGUCAUGAGAUAGAUUUCAUGCUGUACUGCAAGAUCAACUAUUGUUAUUUAGGUUGCAAUACCGUCCUUCAACUGUGCUGUCUACAUUAUUUCUAGCAAUGUAAACCAUAUAACUUGUAUUUGCACAGAACAAAACGAUUCAUUUUCAUUUAAUGUUACCAUAUCUUGCUGGGCUAGUAAACUUGCCCUUAGUUGUAAAUGUACACGUUGUUGUAUGCAUUAGUACUUUGACUGCAGAUGCAAAGACUGUAUCUAGCCAUUUAUAUUUAUAUAAAAUAUAUAAAUAUAAGAGAAGCUCUUUUUUCAUUGGUGGAUUAACCAUGCAUUUCAGUGGGUGCAUUACAUGUUUUAAGAGAUGUUGUCAAUGUCAAUAUUACUUGUAUGAAUGAAAAUAGCGUAGCUUAAAAAAGAAAAACAUGCUGGCUACCUAUAUUUCAGUGCUGAAGAUAGGCUAUACAGCAUGAGUUUGUUUACAUGAAAACAAAUGACUCCAUAGGAAAUAAAACCUGCUUAUCUUCUUGCCAUA